Molecule: messenger RNA, 3186 nt
Organism: Musa acuminata AAA Group (dessert banana)
Lineage: Eukaryota; Viridiplantae; Streptophyta; Magnoliopsida; Zingiberales; Musaceae
Exons: 13
Coding region: 344-2647 (767 amino acids)
Biological process (GO): protein phosphorylation; signal transduction
Cellular component (GO): cytoplasm
Molecular function (GO): ATP binding; protein kinase activity
Source: RefSeq, a predicted model, not a curated record
GGGGAAAAAUUGUGGCUUUGGAGCUACUCACCCACUUGCAACAGCGGCAAACUCAUAGGAUAUAGGAAGAGUUUUGGUUAAAGAAAGGCAGGGAGAGGCCCACAGGGGGAUAGAGAUCACAGGGAGAAAGCAGAGGCAAAGGGGGCCAAACAGAGAGAAAAAGGAGGCAUCUUUGAUCCAAAAAAGGAGCCAUCUUUGAGGCAGAGUACCCACUCUCCACCGCUCGAGGAUUCAAGAGGCAGCUGACGAACCCUCUCCGCCUCCUCCUCUUCCCAUCGCUGCCACCGUUGCUGGUUCUUUUCCCCUUGCGAAGCGAAAAGGAGCCGCCUUUGCGGGAGGGGGCAUGGAAACCCCAGCAGAAGAGCUGCUGAAGAAGAUCCAGGAGCUGGAGGCGGGGCAAGCCCGCCUGAAGCUGGAGAUGUCGAGGCUGAUGCCCGCGGAUGAGGGCGGCGCGCGUCGAUCGGACCGCGGUCGGUCCCACUCGGUGUCGCCGCAGAGGACGGCGCCGCCGCCGCAGAGGAGGAAUAGCGGAGGCCUCGAUGGGGCUCCGUCGUCCUGGGGAAGGGGCUCAAGCUCCUUCGGACACUCGUCGAGGCUGCAGCGGGAGAGCCGGGUAGCCACCGGCUCUGCCGAUCACGCGGCUGAUAUCGGUCUCUCGGAGCGACAGUCCCUGAACAUUUUGCAAUCUAUGGGGCAGUCGGUCCACAUAUUCGAUCUCGAGGGCAGGAUUAUUUAUUGGAACCGAUCAGCGGCAAAUCUCUAUGGUUAUACUGCAUCAGAAGCUCUUGGUCAGAAUGCAAUUGAGCUGCUUGUUGAUGCCCAUGAUUUCAACAUUGCUAGUAACAUAGUUCGACGUGUAACCAUGGGGGAGAGCUGGACUGGAAAGCUUCCUAUGAAAAACAAGUUAGGAGAAUGUUUUGUGGCUAUCACCACAAACACCCCCUUUUAUGAUGAUGACGGUAGCUUGGUGGGUAUCAUUUGUGUCUCUAGUGAUUCAAGGUCCUUUCAGGACUUGGCAUCUCCCCCAAUCCCUACCAAGUCGCAAGCCUCUGUCAGCAGCACUGCAAGUCGCAUAAGAAAAGGUUUUACAAGUAAUGGUGGUUCCGAUCCCCAACAACCCCUCCAAAUUGCUAUUGCAUCCAAAAUUUCCAACCUUGCCACUAAAGUUACAAACAAAGUCCGUUCUCGAAUAAAGCCAGGCGAAAACAAUACCGAACGUGAAAUUGGAACUAGAGAUAGCCAGUGUUCUGAUCACGAUGAAAUUUCAUCCGACCAUAAGGAGGAUGGUGCUUCCAGUGGAGCUAGCACACCUAGAGGAGAGGCACCACUCUGUGCCUUUGGGAAGCCCUCUGCUGUGCUGGAGGAAAAGUCUCCUGGCAAAGCAACAAAAGUAAAUAAUGACGAAGAUGAAGGAAAAUCAGGCAUUCACAAGAUCAUAAGCAAGACAGAGGCAUUAUUUUCCAGUAAGGGGAUAUUAUGGCCCUGGAAAGCACAUGAGCAGGGGGGUAAUGAUGCAAAGAAUCGAUUUGUUUGGCCAUGGUUGCAUGGUGAUCAUGAAAAUGACUACAGUCAUCCAAAGGUAUCUGAGUCUGGUACAAAAACAGAAAAUCAACCAACUGAAAACAAUCGGACAGGAAAUAAUGAAGCUUCAGGCUCCUGGUCAUCUCUUAAUGUCAAUAGCACUAGCAGCGUUAGCAGCUGUGGAAGCACUGGCAGCAGUGCUGUUCACAAAGUAGAUGUGGAUACUGAUUGCUUAGAUUAUGAGAUCUUAUGGGAAGACCUUACAAUUGGAGAACAAAUAGGUCAAGGUUCUUGUGGAACUGUAUAUCAUGCUCUAUGGUAUGGCUCGGAUGUGGCCAUUAAAGUAUUCUCAAAGCAGGAAUAUUCUGAUGACAUUAUACUUUCAUUUAGACAAGAGGUGCUACUGAUGAAGAGGCUACGGCAUCCAAAUAUACUACUUUUUAUGGGUGCAGUUACUUCUCCUCAUCGUCUUUGCAUUGUGACAGAAUUUCUUCCACGUGGAAGUCUGUUCCGUUUGCUGCAAAGAAACACAACAAAGUUAGACUGGAGAAGGCGAAUUCACAUGGCUCUCGAUAUUGCAAGGGGAAUGAAUUAUCUACAUCAUUGUAGCCCUCCUAUCAUCCAUCGUGAUUUGAAGUCAUCAAAUUUGUUGGUUGAUAGGAAUUGGACCGUCAAGGUUGGAGAUUUUGGUCUUUCACGUUUGAAGCACGAAACUUAUUUGACCACCAAAUCUGGGAAGGGAACGCCACAAUGGAUGGCUCCCGAAGUUCUUCGAAAUGAACGAUCAGAUGAGAAGUCAGAUGUGUAUAGCUAUGGGGUGAUACUGUGGGAACUUGUCACUGAGAAAAUCCCUUGGGAUAAUUUCAAUUCAAUGCAGGUCAUCGCAGCUGUGGGAUUCAUGAAUCAGAGGUUGGAUCUCCCAAAAGAUUUGAACCCACAAUGGGUAUCCAUAAUCGAAAGUUGUUGGCAUAGUGAACCAAAAUGUCGACCAACAUUCCAAGAACUUAUAGAAAGAUUUAAAGAUUUGCAGAGACAACACGCCGUCCAGUCUCAUAUGCAGCGUGUCGGUGAAACCACACAGACUACUGCAAAAGCUAGCUUUCAGGAUAGGAAUGAGCCUGACUAGAUUAUGUGCCAUUAUUUUUGAACCAACCUCAAAUGGGGAAUGAAGCUUUUGUCGCUUUAGGAGCACAUUCUGUUCGGUCAAGGGAUUAGCAAUCGGCUUCAGGUCCUUCAGCAAGAAUGUAGCUAGCUGCAUGAUGUUCGGAUCAAGCCCUGCACGGUGUCCGUGAUUUCAGAUUCUUCUGCAUAAAAGAAGAUUGCGUCAGUAAGGCUUGCAUGAAUUCGGUCAUAAGAUCAGGAAAUGUUUCAAGGCGUCGAGGCAGUAAACCUAAAUGACAGUAUAUCUAAUGAGUUGAGAGCCUUGGGCUAGAAGGUCUGUGGGGGGAGUGUUUACCUCGUCUGCAACUGCUGCUAGCACCAUGUUUCAGCUUUACAGAGAGAAAAAACACUGCCAUGAACCUUUUCAAAAUGUUGUACUAUCAAGAGGCAACUCCACUGUGUAAUUGCUAUGUUCUUUACACAACAAAUGGAACCACUGGUUGUAUUGUACAUGACACAGAAUGCAUCUCUUUGUGCUAUUGUAUAUCUUCGAUUGCCGCAGUA